UAGCGCUGAACGGAGUGUUUCAUGACGCGCUCGCGUGAAUUAUCACGUAUCCAUUUAACCGCCGUGGGGAUCACGAUCUCGAGGAGUGACGGAACACGGAGCGCAUUCCAUUUAUCCAGGUAAACAUUAGUGAACACUCCUCUGCGGUUAAAGUCUGUCAGUAACAGCAUGUUCCACUGACAACUCGACCAACUUUAUUUGGAUGUCACGUCCCAGGCAUUAAAAUGGUGUCACACGUCUGGAAAUGAACUCAUUGUGACAAGAAGACGCGCAUCAAGUAGGAACCACAAACAAUAUUAUAUUUCUUUCUUUAUUUUAUUGUACAGCAGCAAAUAUGAAUGGUCACUUAUGCGUUUUCCUGUUGCUGUUGACUGGUGAUGCAGAGCAGCGUGACUGCUGAUGUCCUCCAGAGAUCUAAAGAGCCCGGAUCUGCUCAGCUGAAGAUCACAACACAGGGGGAGACCCAGGCACUGCGAGAAGUUAGCAUUCCCUCAUUGCACCAGCUGUUGGGAAAAGAGGAUCUGCAGACAUUCAUCUCUUCUUGAGAAAGGGUCUUUGAGACCUUUGGAAUGUGCCUACUUGCUUUCAUUUUUCCAAUAUAUUGGAUGUCUUGAUUUUUUGUGAAAAGUGCUUCACAAAAUAGUUGUUCUAGAGAGAUACCAGGUCACUUUCUUUGACCUCUGGUCAGUGGGAAAAUUUUCCUUUGGUUAGCUUUGAGAAAAUGAACUCAGCUAACUCUUAGAUAAACUCUGUAAGAGUUUAAACAACGUGAUUCCCGGAAAAUGAUAGCUAUGGAAUGUUUGUUUGCUUUAAAAUCUUGGUGAGUGAACUCUACUGUACCACAGCGAAACAUCCAGCUGGUCUCUUUUCCAUUGGAUCCUGGAAGGCCUGAGUUUCAUCAAGUUUAUCAUCAUGGUGAUGUCGCAGGGCACCUACACAUUUUUGGUGUGCUUUGCCGGCUUCUGGCUGAUAUGGGCGCUCAUUGUCAUGCUCUGCUGCUUUUGCAGCUUUUCCCAACGAAAACUGAAGCGCCGCCGUGAAGAGAGGCUGAGAGAACAGUGUCUGCGGGCACUGGAGAUGGAGCCUUUGGAGUGCACAGGUGGAGGCUAUCCCCUCAGAGAGCCCCCCCAGUUCUGCCCACCACUUCAAAUGAUGCCCCCACAGUUGCCUCUUACCCACACUCUCCCUCAAGCAAACUGGACUGUUCUUGAAGCAGACACGGAUGCCUUUGGAAAACCUCCUUGCUAUGAAGAAGCCGUUUUGAUGGAGGACCCUCCACCCCCUUACAGUGAGGUUCUGGCUGACCCUAGAGGAGGAACAUACACCAAACAAUCAACCAGAUCCUCCAGGGAGCACCAGGAAACUGAGACCAGCAAGUUGGCCCCCUUGACCGUGUUUCCGGAACGUGGCUACACCUCCCUCAUACGCCUACCGUCAGCCAGGCGCUGGGACUCGCUGGGACACCUUCUGUCCACCAUGGACCUCAACCACAACAAUCUGCCAGUAGAACCUUUGGCCUCUGCCAUUGCCACCAUGCCUCGUGAGGCCCGGACUCACACAGACUUGGGCCUUCGGGGGCUCCGUGAUCUGGAUCAACACUACGGUUUGCCCUCUGCCUUUCCCCUUCUGGGGCGAAGCACAGCAGUAUGAACCCCACAAAAAAGACCUGUGGAACACUUUCUUGCAAAGCUGAGUCAUUUGUGGGAAGUGGAGUCUGCAAAAGGCAUUUAAAAUGUUUUGAUUGGAGUUUGAGGGCAAAUCAAGUUCAGAAUAUUGAGCUUUGUCUAUCUAUAUUUUAUAUUUAGAGGGGUUCACAACAGAUCCAUCAUCCUCUCUUUUCUCCCUCAUGCUCUGUGGCAUCUACACCUGAUUCAGAGCAGCAGCUAUUAUGUGAAUUCUGUUGCCAUGGCUCACAGAACUGCCUGCAGCCCACCAAUGCCUCACCUUCACAUCCUCUCUUCCUCUCUCUCUUCUCAUUUGCAGCUUUGUGAUAUAAUACAAAUUACAUUUCAUACCCUGUCUUUGUAAAUCAGGGUGUAGUGCCGGCACAUAUUGAAAUAACAGUGGUUGGUCGGUACUGUAGCAACACAAUGCUGCUCGACUGUAUAAAUGUUAUUUUAUAAAACGUGAAACAAUACCUGUCUUUCAAGGUAAACGUUUCGAAAAUGAUUCUUUUUUUUUUAUUUCUCUGGAGGGAUUUUUGACUCUUUGGGGAUUUAAAAUUGUUCUUCAAAAGGAUUUUCUGAAGCUGCCCGAAGAAAAAAAAAAGAAAGAAACGUCUGUAGUCUCCAUUUGAGGAAGAUGCCUCCUACAGCUUUUAAUUCAUUAGUCCUUGCGGGUACAUUGAGAGAUUGCCUUUGAUUUCAUGUGAUUAGUACAAUCCUCUUUUUUAAAUUUUCAGAAUCUCUGUAUGAAUUAUUUUUCUGUAUAGCAUUAAAACAGUCCUCCUAAAGUGCUCCUCAAAUUGAUGAUAGGGCCUGAAUGUUGGGAAUUGAGAAUGUUGUAACCGUUUCACACAACAUAAUGUUGCUCAUACAACACAACAUUGCCCUGCUGUUGUUGUGGCCACAGCAAUUGAGAUUACCAGCUUAAACUGGAUUCACACUGGUGCUUGUCCUAGUAAGAAAACGGAAUCCACUUUGGUAUCGCAGCAUGUUAUUCUUCUUGUGGUGAUUGCUGCAUUGUGAAAAAGGCUUGAUUUUUUUUUUCAUUAUUGCCAUCAUUUCCUAUUAUGUUUCCGUGCCCUUCAAUGACUACCUCAAUCUAAUGGCUGUCUUUGUCAGCUUCCCAACACAUAACGCUGCUUUCUUGCAUGCGCUAGAUGCAUUCAAAUGAAAUCUGAUUAAAAUAUGUACAAUUUUGGAAAUGUGAAAAGCAAUUAGUGGCAUAAAUAGACACAGGUUCAGCACAAUGCUUCAUAGUGACGUCUUUGCUUCAUGACGACAAUGCAAUGCUUAGUUUUUUAGCUGGGCAGCCAUUUCUAAAACUCACAUUAUAAAGACUUGCUCUUUUGUUGUGUCCACUUAUCUUAAAAGGUGUAGGCAUUGUUCCCUUCUUUAUAAUAACCCGUGCACAAAUCAAUUAUAUAAUACAAAUUAAAAUAAAUUAUAUAACAAUAAAGAACAAUGCUUUUUCAAAUUAAUGAAGGGUGACUGAGGCCAACAUUCUUUCUAUCCCUUUAAAGUAUUAUUCUUAAUAUGUUAAGCUCAAUUAAUAUGUGCUUUUACAAAAUUAUAAGCUUCACAUUUCUGCCCUUAAACUCUCAAAAAUUGUCGCUAUUCACUUCCAUUGUGCCUCACUCUUACUGUAAUUUCGGAGGGACAAGCUGAAAUAAUUUUUUAGUAAUCAACAUUAUGCCAGAAAUGCUAAUGUUCAACUUGUAUUGAACCCAGAACAUUUCUUUAAGGAAGAGAAUGCCUUAACUAACAACUCAAGGCCGAAGUAUGCCCUCUCUGUUUAAAGUAAAGAUUGAGAAUGUCCAAUGCAUUAAAUGUCCAAAUGGCUAUCAAUUCAGAUGAAAUAUUAAUAGACAAGACAAUCAAUGUAAAAAUCAAUAAGCUUUGCGAUAUCACUGCACCUUAAUCUCAUUUUACA
Messenger RNA from Xyrauchen texanus (razorback sucker), 3594 nucleotides. Its product is annotated as proline-rich protein 7-like. Bases 913 to 1650 code for a protein of 245 amino acids. The record is from RefSeq and is a predicted model, not a curated record. NCBI's taxonomy places the organism in Eukaryota, Metazoa, Chordata, Actinopteri, Cypriniformes, Catostomidae. The transcript is spliced from 3 exons.